Molecule: messenger RNA, 456 nt
Organism: Fusarium venenatum
Lineage: Eukaryota; Fungi; Ascomycota; Sordariomycetes; Hypocreales; Nectriaceae
Source: RefSeq, a predicted model, not a curated record
AUGACAGGGUUACCCUCCAGCAGCCUGAGCACGGGUACAUUUGAGAACGCCGCUUUCGACGCGCCACAGCAUUACCGCCCGGUCCCGAGAGGCCGAGGCGAGCAGCGUCCCGUCGGGCGAGAAGGUCGCCGAGCUCACUAUGAGAUCCUUGGGUGUAAUGUUAACAUUGAAUUUGAUGAGGAGGACGUUGAUUGGGAGGAUGUUUUUGCAGUUUACACUGAGGUUCUGCACGCUGUUAGGGAUUGUGCAUCGUCCGAUUUCGCAUGGGCAUGUGUGAGAACGCUGCAAUAUAGUGCGCUGGACAUCCCCAAAGCACGGAAAUAUGACUUGUCUGAAUCUGCGCAGCUCACGCUGUAUUUGACCUUCAUUUUGACACUACAACUCCGCUAUGUCCUUCCGAAGCGCUUCUAUGUGACCGUCGUCCCGGGUAGCCUGGCCAUUCUUGCCUCGGAGUAG